Aegilops tauschii subsp. strangulata is the source of this 438-nucleotide messenger RNA. RefSeq lists its product as uncharacterized. Lineage: Eukaryota; Viridiplantae; Streptophyta; Magnoliopsida; Poales; Poaceae. Gene Ontology annotation, molecular function: protein binding. The record is from RefSeq and is a predicted model, not a curated record.
AUGGAGAUCUUUGUUAAGACCCUCAGUGGCAACACGAUCACCGUCAAGGUAGAUCCAUCGGACACCAUCUACAUUGUAAUGGCGAAGAUUCAGGAUCAGCAGUGUCUUAUGUUUGGCAGGGAGGAGCUCGAGGACCGAUUGACUCUGGCCGAUUACGACAUUCAGGAUAAAUCCACUCUUCAACUUGAUUUGCGCCCCCAAAGAAGGAAGAUGCUAAUCAUACUUAAAGCAUUGACUUGCAAGGACAUCGCCCUUGAGGUUGAGAACUUGGACACCGUCGACAAUGUCAAGGCCAAGAUCCAGGUCGAGUUGAACAUUCCCGUGGACCUACAAAGGCUCAUCUUUGCCUCGAGACAGAUGGAGGACUUCCGCACCAUGGAGGAGUAUGGCGUCAAGCAGCAGGACAUCAUUCACCUCGUGCUCCGCAUCCGCGGCUGA